UUUAGAUUUUAAUUUAGUUAAAAUUAAAUUCACUUUUUUUUUUCUCUCAAAAAUCAACUCUAUAACUCCUUAGGCAAAGAAAAUGGCUUUCAAACUUAUUAGUUUUCUUGCAACAUUAUCAAUUGUUGUUGCUAUACCAAUAGAAAUUCAUCAUGGACCAGCAUUAUUACAUCAUGGACCAGCAUUAGUUAAACAAGUUGAAUAUAGUGCGCCAGCAAAAUAUGAUUUUACAUAUGGUGUACAAGAUCAUGAAACUGGUGAUGUUAAAAGUCAAUCAGAAUCACGUGAUGGUGAUAAUGUACAAGGUGUUUAUACAUUAAUUGAUGCUGAUGGUUAUAAACGUACAGUUGAAUAUACAGCUGAUGAACAUAAUGGUUUUAAUGCUGUUGUACAUCGUGAACCAAUUGGUAAAGCAGUUGUUGCUGCACCAGUACAUAAAGCAAUAUUACCAGCACCAGUAUUACAUGCUGGACCUGUUUUACAUGCUGGACCAAUUGUACAUGGUGGACCAAUUGGACCAUAUUAUCAUGGUUAAAAAAAAAAAUAUAAAUGUAUUUUUGUUUUGUAUAUAUAUAUGUAUUUGUAUAUGUAUAUAUGCAAAAGUAAAUUUUCAUUUUAGAACUUGUUA
Molecule: messenger RNA, 628 nt
Organism: Condylostylus longicornis
Lineage: Eukaryota; Metazoa; Arthropoda; Insecta; Diptera; Dolichopodidae
Product: larval cuticle protein A2B-like
Exons: 2
Coding region: 83-535 (150 amino acids)
Cellular component (GO): extracellular matrix
Source: RefSeq, a predicted model, not a curated record